Closterium sp. Naga37s-1 is the source of this 3534-nucleotide messenger RNA. NCBI's taxonomy places the organism in Eukaryota, Viridiplantae, Streptophyta, Zygnematophyceae, Desmidiales, Closteriaceae. The record is from the annotation of a GenBank genome assembly.
AUGGCCUUCGAUUACGGCGUGGCUAUUGGCUUGGAGGCGAGGGGCGUGUGGCGCGAGUGGCUGGGGGAAGCGGAUCACGCGCUGCUUGCGCCGUGGCUGCGCGACCCAGGCACAUGGGCGGAGUUCGCCGCUGGCGCGGGCGCGGAUGUCUCCCCCGCCAUGCUCCGCGUGCAGCUGCGCGCGCGCUCGCUACUGCUGGGCCGCGCCGUGGGGGAGGCGUGCGGAAAGGCGCAGGGGGAGGCUUGGGGGGAGACGGCGGAGGGCGGGUUGGCGCGUAUGGACGAUGACGUGUACGCGUCAGUAGAUGAUGACGUGUACCCGUGCCUUGAUGAUGACGUGGACGAAUGGCAUGCCAUGCUGUCGGCCGCCCAGCCGUCCGCCCACUGCAUGGCUGUGCUGCGCGCCAUCCGCCACCAGGAGGGCCCUCUCAGCGCUGCCAUCAUCCGCAGGGUGGGUUUGGGCGCACCUCACACCGCAUCCCAGGACGCUGACCCGCCCCCCCCCUCUUCCCCCGCCUUCCCCUCUCUCGGGGGAGAGGGGGAAGCAGAGGGGAACGGGGAAGGGGAGUGGGGCGGCGGGGACGGGGGGGCUGGGGAGGGGGAGGCGGGGAGGCGGGAGGAGAGGCGGCGGCGGCGGCGGCAGUGGCGGCUGAUGCAUGCAGUGAAGCGCGCCAAGCACUCCUCCAAGCCCUUCCGCGAGCGGGCGGCACUGGUGCGCACCGCGGCCGGCAUGGCUCGUCUCAUUCAGCAGCAGCAGCGGCAGCAGCAGAGGAAGAAUGAGCGGAGGGAGGGAGGAGUGGAAGGAGAGGAGGGAGAGGGGGACGGUGAAGCGGAGGGUGCAUGGGAGAGGGAGAAGGAGAGGGAGAGAGAAGGCGUGUGCCCGGAUGACUGGGACAUGGAUGCAUUGGCUAAUGCCGUGCCCGACCCUGUGGUAGCCUCUGCCCGCCCGCCCUGGCACCUCCACUGCCCCUGGCGCAUGCAGGGGGGCGGGCGUGGGGGAGCGGGUGGGCGUGGGGGUGGCGGUGGAGGUUGGGGGAGAAAAGCAGGAGUGCAGAAACGGGCGGAUCAGCAGCAACAGGAGGAGCAGCAGCAGCAGCAGGAGGAAGAGCAGGAGGGACAGGGAGAGGAGCGGGCGAGGGCGCGGCUUAAGGCGUGUGUGGCGGGGGUGCUGCAGCAGUUGGGGUGUGAGGGCGCAACGGACAGCGCCCUGUCUGUGCUCACAGACGCCCUCUCCCACCGCCUCUCCCGCAUGGGUCGCUCCCUGAGGGCCUGCCUGGACCGCUGUGACCUGCUGCACCUCGCUGCCACGGGCAUGGGGGGUGUGGGGAGCGUGGAGGGAGGCGUGGGGGGAGUGGGGAGUGUGGGGGACGGGGCUGUGAUGGAAGGGGAGGGGGAUGGCGUGGGUGGGGAGGGGGAGGCGGAGGAGCAGCGGCAGCAGGCGAUGCAGAUGGCAGCAGCGGAGAUGAUGCUGUACGGGGCUGAUCCUCUUAUCGGGUAUGCUCUUACGGGGUAUGCUCUGAACGAUAUGCUCCUAUCUUGUAUGCCGUGCAUGCGGUGUGCUCGUAUCGUGCUCUUCCGCUCCCUCUGUCCACUGUCCAUCUCAUCACUGGCAUCGUUUCUCCGCUGCCCCUCACAGCCCACGCGCCCGCCCCUACCGCCAGCAGCCGUGGCUGCCUUUGCUGCGUCCCUCGGCCUGCCCCACGCCCCCACUGCUGCACCCACGGAUAUGGCUGGGCUGGGUGGCAUGGGGGCCAUGGGAGCCGUGGGAGGCAUGGGGGGGAUGGGAGGGAUGGGAGGCAUGGGCAGUGGUGGGGGCAUGGUUGGUGGAGGAAUGGAUGGGUUGGGGGGGGCAGGUGCGAUGGCUGGACUCGGGGGGAUGAGUGCGGUGGGGGAGAUGGGGGGAAUAGGGGGUUUUGGGGCUGUAGGGGGUAUGGAGGGCAUGGGGGGAAUGGGGGGAAUGAGUGGGAUGGGGGAGAUGGGGGGGAGUGAGUCGGUGGCGGCAGCGCUGGCAGCAGCGGCAGCAGCUGUGGCGGCUGCAGCAGCUGGGGGCCUCACUGGUGGUGCUGGCAUGGGGGCGGGUGGGGGGAUGGGGGCAGGCGGGGGAAUGGGGCCAGGGGGGGGGAUGAACAUGGGCAUGGCGGAAGGCAUGGGGGCACUUGUAGGGGGAGUAGACGGAAUGGGUGGAGCAAUAAGGAGGACAAGUGGGGGAGGGGGGGAAAUGGUAGUCGAUGGGAUAGAUGGGUUAGGAGGGAUGGGAGGAGGGAUGGGAGGAGGAGGGAUGGGAGAAGGAGGGAUGGGAGGAGCAGGAGGGAUGGGAGGAGGAGGGAUGGGAGGAGGAGGGAUGGGAGGAGCAGGAGGGGUGGGAGGAGGAGGGAUGAGAGGAGGAGGAGGAGGAGGAGGAGGAGGAGGAGGAGGAGGAGGAGGAGGAGGAGGAGGAGGAGGAGGAGGGGGGGGAGGGAUGGGAGGGGGGGGAGGAGGGACGGGAGGAGGAGGGAUGGGAGGAGGAGGGAUGGGAGGAGGGGGGAUGGGAGGAGGAGGGAUGGGAGGAGGGGGGAUGGGAGGAGGAGGGAUGGGAGGAGGAGGGAUGGGAGGAGGAGUAGGGAUGGGAGGAGGGGGGAUGGGAGGAGGCGGGAUGGGAGGAGGAGGGAUGGGAGGAGGAGGGAUGGGAGGAGGAGGGAUGGGAGGAGGAGGGAUGGGAGGAGGAGGGAUGCAAGGCCGCAUGGGGCAAGGCAACUCGGGGCAGGGCGGCAUGGGGCAGGGCGGCAUGGGGCAGGGCGGCUCGGGGCAGGGCGGCAUGGGGCAGGGCGGCAUGGGGCAGGGCGGCAUGGGGUUGCAUGUGUCGGGUUCUUUGGCAUCCUCCGACAGUCCCCUUGGUGCCUCCACGUUCCAGCAGCAACAGCUGCUGCUGCACCAACAGCAGCAGUACCUGCAGCAGCAACAGCAACAGCAGCAGCAACAGCAGCAUCAAUCGCAGCAGCAACAGCAGCAGCAACAGCAACAGCAACAGCAACAGCAACAGCAACAGCAACAGCAACAGCAACAGCAGCAUCAAUCGCAGCAGCAACAGCAACAGCAACAGCAACAGCAGCAUCAAUCACAGCAGCAACAGCAACAGCAACAGCAACAGCAACAGCAGCAGCAGCAGCAGCAGCAGCAGAGUUCCCCCAACGUGUCGUCAUCUUCGCUCAGCGGCACUCCUGCUGACACGGCCGGCACUGCCACCGCCAGUGGCGGGGCCUCCCCGCCUCUCCCUCACUCCUCUCUCUACUCCAACGUUCCCUCCUCGCCCUCCUCCCACCCGCACACCAUGCCUCCCCCGCUCACUCCCACGCUCUCUGCCCUCCGCCUCCCCUCCUCAGGCAACCCGCCCUCACUCCCUCACUCGCUCGCCUUCCCCUCCCCCACCGUAUCCCCUGCCUCUGGUCCGCUGGCAGGGCCAGCAGCAGCGGCAGCAGCAGCUAGAGUGCCACCCCUGUCCAUCCCUGCAUCUGGAGUCCCUUCCUGGGGGGCAGUGUGGCAGCAGGGGGGGCAGUAG